Molecule: messenger RNA, 2945 nt
Organism: Rana temporaria (common frog)
Lineage: Eukaryota; Metazoa; Chordata; Amphibia; Anura; Ranidae
Gene: NPR3
Product: natriuretic peptide receptor 3
Exons: 8
Coding region: 314-1840 (508 amino acids)
Biological process (GO): vasodilation; regulation of blood pressure
Cellular component (GO): membrane
Molecular function (GO): natriuretic peptide receptor activity; peptide hormone binding
Source: RefSeq, a predicted model, not a curated record
AAAAAAAUCUUCCUCACUGCACCAUGUGUGGUAAUAGGCUUGGCUGCCACACUAUUUAAACAGAGGAUAUACUAAGGAACAAGGAGUAUCAAUGAGAUCAAACAGGAGAUGCCCCACCAUCAAUGAGAAGGGAGGACAGGCUGUGUCACCUUAGAGAACCCUUAACACAAAGGAAAAAGAACUCAGCUGUUACUUUUUUUUUUAGCAAUUUUCUUAUUUUUUAAUUUACAGUUUUAAGGUUGCAGUUGCAGAGUUUAAGAUUUUCUCAAGGAUUAGGCUUGUGUAAUUUUUUUUUUUUUUUACAUUUUUAAAGAUGUCAUCUUUUUUAUUGUCCAACAUCUUAAUGGUGACUUUGGUGAUUGUUGUAAAGAGCAACGUGGCGGAUGAUAAAAAAAUGAAUAUGUUAGUCCUUUUGCCCAAGGAUGAUAACUAUAUGUUCUCGAUAAAUAGGGUGAAGCCUGCUAUUGACUAUGCCAUGAGGUCCGUAGAGAAGAAUACCAGUCUCCUGCCAGGUUUUACGUUCAACGUCACGUAUCAGGACUCAGACUGCGGCAACCAGGCGCUUUUUAGCCUGGUGGACACGGUGCUGAAGCAAGAGAAGCCGGACGCCAUCCUGGGUCCGGUUUGCGAGUACGCCGCGGCGCCGGUGGCGAGGCUAGCCUCCCACUGGAACAUUCCCAUGAUCUCGGCCGGGGCGCUGGCCACGGGGUUCAUGCAGAAGUCCGAAGAGUACUCCCACCUAAUCCGAGUGGCACCUGCCUACACCAAGAUGGCCGAGGUGUUCUUAGCCAUGUUUCGCUACCACAAGUGGAGCAAGGCGAUGCUGCUGUAUAGUGACGACAACCUAGAGCGGAACUGCUUUUUCACCUUGGAAGGGGUCCACACUGCCUUUAAGGAAGAAGGUUAUCACAUGUCUGUCUAUAACUUUCACGAGACAAAGCAUGUGGAUCUGGAGGACAUUGUGCACUCCAUUCAGAAUAAAGAAAGAGUGGUGAUAAUGUGCGCCAGCAGCGACACAGUCAGGAACAUUAUGUUAGCUGCACAUCGACAGGGACUGACCAAAGGGGACUAUGUUUUCUUCAACAUUGAACUUUUCAACAGUUCAUCUUAUGGAGAUGGCUCGUGGAGGCGAGGAGACAAGCACGACGUUGAAGCAAAGCAAGCGUACUCAUCCCUGCAAACAGUCACUCUACUCAGGACAGUAAAACCAGAGUUUGAGAAGUUUUCCAUCGAGGUGAAAAAUUCUGUUCAAAAGCUGGGACUCAAUGAAGAUGAUUACGUCAAUAUGUUUGUGGAAGGAUUCCAUGAUGCUAUUAUCCUAUAUGCUUUAGCAUUACAUGAACUAUUGAAGAGUGGUUUCAGUAAAAAAGAUGGAGAUAAACUGGUUCAUCGGAUGUGGAACAGAACAUAUGAAGGUAUUGCCGGUCAGGUGUCCAUCGAUGCUAAUGGAGACCGCUAUGGGGAUUUCUCAGUGAUUGGCAUGACGGACCUGGAAACAGGUACACAAGAGGUGAUUGCAGACUACUAUGGAAUUCAAGGAAACUUUGAACUCCGACCAAACGUGAAGCUCCUGUGGGGAUCUGGUAGAAUAAGACUAGAAGAUAAUAAAGUAUUCGAACAGGUGCCACCAUGUAAAACAUCAGGUGGCUUAGGAGAAUCGGCAGUUACCGGUAUUGUGGUCGGCGCCUUUCUAGGCACAGGACUAUUAAUGGCAUUCUACUUUUUCAGGAAGAAAUACAGAAUAACUAUUGAAAGGCGAAAUCCUCAAGACGACUGCAACAUCGGUAAACACAGGCAACUUCGAGAAGACUCCAUAAGAUCUAACUUCUCUGCGGCCUAAUUUAAAUUUAUAUAUACGAUUUUAUGAAGAUGCAACCAAAGACAUCUCUGCGUCAGAUGGAUCGCUCAAAGAAGAGUAGCAGAAUCAUAUUCUUGUUUUUUUUUAUUUUUAUUUUUCAGAAUCUCAGGAAUGAUUUAGUAAUCAUACGAUGCCACAUGGCCUUUCAUCUCAUGAAAAGGGACAGUUUGAAGCAAAUUGGUAAAAUUUGCGCUGGAUAAAAUGUUUUAUUUUUUUUGUUAUCAUAGGGCCCUUUGCAAUUUUUUUUCUUAGAUGAAGGUGACACUUUCCUGUUGAAUUUACAGUUUUUUUUUAAAACUGUCAUGUCACAUAGUUUUAUUAGCUAAUAAAGUGGCAUUGUCAAAAAUUUCACAGUUUAUUUUAACAAGAUGUAGAAAAAAAUGUAAUUGAUUUUUUAAUUUUUUUUUAAUUACAUGCAUUGAAUUGCAGCUGAAAAUAUGGUAGCUGAAACUAUUUUCAAUGCGACAAUUUGCUUAGCAAUUUUAAAGGUACAUAAAAGAGCCUAAAUUGACUCUGCUGAGUUGAAUGCAAAUACAAUGAAGCACUGAAGCCCAAAUUUCUGUCCAACUUAUUGAAUUUUUCAGGUUUGCUCAGUCCCUGUAUAGCUCUUUUGUAUGACUUAGAGCUGUAAAUGAAAGGUCACCCUUUUAGUGAGCACAGGCCAUGAUUGUAAUCCUGUGGAUGUUAUAAUGCUUUGCCGUAUUAUAUAUAUUCAGGAUAACUUAGCUGAACUGGUUGUUCAGUUUUUUUUUUUUGUUGUUGUAUAGGUUUUAUUUAAUAUUGAUAAAACAAGCUGUGUUAACAGUUGAACAUAUCUUCCUCUACUACAGGCGUAAUAAUUUGAAACUACAAAAAUUCCAAAGCUUAUCAAGGUUUCAUAUUCUUGGAAUUUGAAUUUGGAACUCUAGUUAAAAAAAAAUGUAAUACUCAAAAUUGACGUAGCCGUAUAACUAUUAGUUCCGUCUUAGUGCCUAUGAUGAAACGGUUAGACCAAAAGCAAUCUGUUGUUUGUUGAACUUGAGAGAGGACGUGGUGCUGCAGUUGAUAGUGUGGUCCCAGCUGGGCACUUACUCUGGAAAAGCAUAAA